Messenger RNA from Penicillium cosmopolitanum, 561 nucleotides. RefSeq lists its product as uncharacterized. Bases 1 to 561 code for a protein of 186 amino acids. The record is from RefSeq and is a predicted model, not a curated record. The transcript has a single exon. Lineage: Eukaryota; Fungi; Ascomycota; Eurotiomycetes; Eurotiales; Aspergillaceae.
AUGCUUCUCCGCGAAUACGAAGCCGGCCGUCUCACCGUGCCUAUCACCCUUCGCACGCGCCAACAGAUGUACCACGACAUCCAAACGCGGAUCCUCCAAAAUCCCCCCUUCACCAACACAACGGCCCUGCUUGCGACCCAUCACUGCAUGCAUCUGUUAGUUUCUUACAUCCGGUACACGAUGGGGUCAGAGAUCGAGAUAGACGAUUCAUGGAUCAGCUCGCUGCUUACGGUAGCGCCGUUCGGGCGCAUUGUCGAAUUCUUUUCCGCUGAGAUUGGUGACGGGGGCAAUCAGCGCAUGCAACGGAAGGACUUUAUGUAUAGUUUCCAUCGCGAUAUGACGGCGCAUAGGAAAGAUCAUAUGAAUUCGGUCAUUUUCGGUCGGUCUUCGGACCAAAAUAUCCACACCUCGGUCAGAGAGCUCUGGUUCGAUGCGGCCCGGACGGAGUUGGCUUCUAGGCAAGCACUUCCUCACGAGAUUGAAGUUGCUUGGUGUUGGAAUUCUAUUCCAAUAUUAUUUGGCUGUGCCGAUUGCCAGCCAGGAGAGGGAUGGAGAGCAUGA